This is a messenger RNA of Lottia gigantea (owl limpet), 780 nucleotides long. RefSeq lists its product as hypothetical. The transcript is spliced from 5 exons. Lineage: Eukaryota; Metazoa; Mollusca; Gastropoda; Lottiidae. Gene Ontology annotation, cellular component: secretory granule. Gene Ontology annotation, molecular function: enzyme regulator activity. Gene Ontology annotation, biological process: neuropeptide signaling pathway; regulation of hormone secretion. The record is from RefSeq and is a predicted model, not a curated record. Bases 1 to 780 code for a protein of 259 amino acids.
AUGAAUAUUUUUAUCAUGGCAUGUGUUGCCAUUGGUGUAGCAGUAGCUGAUAUGUCAUUUCCAUCAGGGUAUGAUACAUAUCUAGAUUUAGCUAGGAUGUAUCGUAUGAAAGAGUUAGCUAAUCUAUAUGAUACAUAUAGAGAUAAUGAUGAUCUAGAGAGUAGAAGUGUAGAUGAUGAUGAAUGGUUACAAGGUAAUGGUUAUGAUGAAGGCUAUAAGGGAGAACCAUACACUGGUACCAAUCUUCGUGAUCAGGAACAUCUUGAACAGAGUUCUCUCUAUGGAUAUCAGUCUAUGUCUGGUAAGUUUUUUGGUGGAAACGAUGGUGGAAAACAAAAAUCUGAUAAAUCUCUCCCUGCUUACUGCAAUCCUCCCAACCCUUGCCCAAUUGGAAAAACAGCUAAAGAUAACUGUCUAGAAGGUUUCGUCAAUUCCGCGGAGAAUAAUAAGAAACUAUUAGAUGAACAAGAAUGUCCCUGUGAUACAGAACACAUGUUCUCUUGUCCUGCUGGUGGUAACACUGUCAGCUCCAAGUCUCAAGGUGAUGCUGUAGCUAUUAAUAAAGUUAUGGAUGAACUUCAAAAACUUGAUGAUGAUUUGGUAGGUGAAAAUUACUCAGAUAUAGUAGUUGUACAUAAUAAAAGGGUAGCUGUUGUAGCUAAAAAGUCACCACAUAUGAUCAAGAAAAGAGAAUCGAAAUUCAGAGACGUUAAAAAUCCAUAUUUACAUGGACAACAACUCAAAAAUAUUGCCAAGAAAUCUGGAACGAAUCCAUAUUAA